Molecule: messenger RNA, 11272 nt
Organism: Odocoileus virginianus texanus
Lineage: Eukaryota; Metazoa; Chordata; Mammalia; Artiodactyla; Cervidae
Source: RefSeq, a predicted model, not a curated record
CGGGAGGCCUGGAAAGUUCCAGCUGGUUCGAGAAGCGGUUGGUACAGUAGGCUUCACUAGACUUAGCUGCAACUCAGAAUGUCUCCUCCAGCCCCUGAGUAAAUGCUGAUGGUCUUGUGGAGAGUGGAUUAAGAGGACGAGCUAAGUUCUCAAUCCCAAUUAAGAAGCGGAGGAAAAUUUAAACUGUCUCCUUCAAAGUUUAUCACAACCACCACCAUCAAGACAGCAAACCAAAGGACAAAGACUUUGACCUGCUGUGUUGCUCUGUGUAGUCCAGUUCACGUAUGGUUUCCAGACUUGGCUGGGGUUUCUCACGAGUAAAUAAAAAGUCGGACACUUCUGUCAUUGGACGUUUUUAUUCGCAAAGUUACCAAACAUGAGGGCUGUACUGGAGACAGCAGACAUUGCCAUAGUGGCCCUGUAUUUUAUCCUGGUCAUGUGCAUUGGUUUUUUUGCCAUGUGGAAAUCUAAUAGAAGCACCGUGAGUGGAUACUUCUUGGCGGGGCGCUCUAUGACCUGGGUAGCAAUUGGUGCCUCUCUGUUUGUGAGCAAUAUUGGGAGUGAGCACUUCAUUGGGCUGGCAGGAUCUGGAGCGGCAAGUGGAUUUGCAGUGGGCGCAUGGGAGUUCAAUGCCUUGCUGCUUUUGCAACUUCUGGGAUGGGUUUUCAUCCCAAUUUACAUCCGGUCGGGGGUAUACACCAUGCCAGAAUACUUGUCCAAGCGAUUUGGUGGCCAUAGGAUUCAGGUCUAUUUCGCAGCGUUGUCUCUGAUUCUCUAUAUCUUCACCAAGCUCUCAGUGGAUCUGUAUUCGGGUGCCCUCUUUAUCCAGGAGUCUUUGGGUUGGAACCUCUAUGUGUCUGUCAUCCUGCUCAUUGGCAUGACCGCUUUGCUGACUGUCACCGGAGGCCUUGUCGCAGUGAUCUACACAGACACCUUGCAGGCUCUGCUCAUGAUCGUUGGGGCACUCACACUUAUGGUGAUUAGCAUGAUGGAGAUUGGCGGGUUUGAGGAAGUUAAGAGAAGGUACAUGUUGGCCUCACCCAAUGUCACUUCCAUCCUGCUGACGUACAACCUUUCCAACACAAAUUCUUGUAAUGUCCACCCCAAGAAAGAUGCACUGAAAAUGUUGCGGAACCCAACAGAUGAAGACGUUCCUUGGCCUGGAUUCAUCCUUGGUCAGACCCCAGCUUCGGUCUGGUACUGGUGUGCCGACCAGGUCAUCGUGCAGAGGGUCCUAGCAGCCAAAAACAUUGCUCAUGCCAAAGGCUCCACCCUGAUGGCUGGCUUCCUGAAACUUCUGCCAAUGUUUAUCAUAGUGGUCCCCGGAAUGAUUUCCCGGAUACUGUUUGCUGAUGACAUAGCUUGCAUCAACCCCGAGCACUGCAUGCAGGUGUGUGGAAGCAGAGCCGGGUGCUCUAACAUUGCCUACCCGCGCCUGGUGAUGAAGCUGGUUCCCGUGGGCCUCCGGGGCCUGAUGAUGGCCGUGAUGAUCGCUGCUCUGAUGAGUGAUCUGGACUCCAUCUUCAACAGUGCCAGCACCAUAUUCACCCUCGACGUGUACAAACUCAUCCGCAAGAGCGCCAGCUCCCGGGAACUGAUGAUUGUGGGCAGGAUAUUUGUGGCCUUCAUGGUGGUGAUCAGCAUUGCGUGGGUGCCCAUCAUCGUGGAGAUGCAAGGAGGCCAGAUGUACCUUUACAUCCAGGAGGUAGCCGACUACCUGACUCCCCCAGUUGCAGCCCUGUUCCUUUUGGCGAUUUUCUGGAAGCGCUGCAACGAGCAAGGGGCUUUCUAUGGUGGAAUGGCGGGCUUUAUCCUAGGAGCAGUCCGCUUGACACUGGCCUUUGCCUACCGUGCCCCAGAAUGUGACCAACCUGAUAACAGGCCAGGCUUCAUCAAAGAUAUCCAUUACAUGUAUGUGGCCACAGCGUUGUUUUGGAUCACAGGACUCAUUACUGUAAUUGUUAGCCUCCUCACACCACCUCCUACGAAGGAACAGAUUCGCACCACCACCUUUUGGUCUAAGAAGAGCCUGGUGGUCAAGGAGAGCUGCUCCCCAAAAGACGAACCAUACAAAAUGCAAGAGAAGAGCAUUCUGAGGUGCAGCGAGAAUAGCGAGGCCAUCAACCACGUCAUCCCCAACGGGAAAUCUGAGGACAGCAUCAAGGGUCUGCAGCCGGAAGAUGUUAAUCUGUUGGUGACCUGCAGAGAGGAGGGCAACCCAGUGGCUUCCUUAGGUCACUCAGAGGCAGAAACACCCGUGGAUGCGUAUUCUAACGGGCAGGCAGCGCUCAUGGGUGAGAAAGAGAGAAAGAAGGAAGCAGAGGACGGAAGCCGGUACUGGAAGUUCGUCGAUUGGUUCUGUGGCUUUAAAAGUAAGAGCCUUAGCAAGAGGAGUCUCAGAGACCUGAUGGAGGAGGAGGCUGUUUGUUUACAAAUGUUGGAAGAACCUCCACAAGUUAAAGUAAUACUCAAUAUUGGACUUUUUGCUGUGUGUUCACUUGGAAUUUUCAUGUUUGUUUAUUUCUCCUUAUGAAUUUUUAAGGAUAUGAUGAGACACUAACUUAAGAAAAUACUAGUAUUUGGAAAACAACAACGAAAAAAAACCCCUGCAAACUUAUGUAACUGUUGCAUCUCUCAGGCAUUGUUUACGCUGUAGGUUUUAGCCAAACUUUACUUAGCAGAAAAAUCAUCUAUUUGCAAGACUUUUAUUUUCCCAGAGAUGGAUGAAAGUAAAUUUUCAACCUAAAUGAAGUAAAACUUGUUUAAAAAGACUGAAUUGUGCAAACGUGGUUUAAAAUUUUCCAUACCAAAGUAAGGAGAGACCGAUUAUUCUCACAGAGCACUUAGAGCAGAGUCACACGCUAAGGUGUCAUGAGUAAGAUAACUGUCCACACUGCCAAAUCUUGGUAGGCCUUCUUACCCUGAAAUGGAAGACUUGCUCAUUUUAAAGUUUUUUCUCUGUCUCUGUAAUCCCUACUCCCAUUUUAAAGAACUGAAUUUGUACAUUGUAUAAUCCAUUAUAUACUGAAAAUCUAACAUGUGUUUGUGGAGUACUUGUUUCAGGGCAAGUUCGUUUGCCAGGUUCAUUCUGUUAGCAUGAGCCUAUGGAUUCUGUAUGCUGGAAGAAAGGAAGAGGAAUGUUUUCUUGUAGUUGUUCCUGUACCACCAGUAUAUGGAAUGUUGGAAAAAAGUUCAGCUGUUUUUUGUGUUCUUUUUUCUUUUUUUUUCCUCUGAAGUUUAAGUGAACCAUACUCAAAUGACCACCAAGUAGUUUUGUCUUUAUAAAGUUGUGUGUCAUGACUGUAUUGUAAAUGAUUAUGGGGGGGGGGGGAAUGAAGUUAACAUUGCUGAUCAUCCUCAAAUUUACUGACCAAGUUAAGAUCGUUUAUAUAGUUUGAAAAUUAGCAUCCCCUAAAGCAGUGUUUGAUCAGCUAAGCUGAACAGGUGAUUCCUCGUACACUGUUAAUUCUCUAGCUUUGUUCUUGUCAUUUGGUAACAUUCUUUAUUAACCAGUUAACCUUCCUGAGUGGAUCCAUUUGGAAAAUAUGUCCGGAAAUUUGAAGAAAAAUUGACUCAGCUUUUGUGGGUUGCCCCACUUGAUUAGAUUGUGGUACAUUGAAGUUGAGUUUUUAGAGUGAAAAUAUCAUUCUGAGAUCAUAAUGUAUCAUUCGUGAGUUUUUUUUUCAAAUAUUUUUUUAAAGACAACAUAUGUACACAGCCUCUGCAUUUUUGUUUAAACAGUUACAGUGAGUGAGAGCAUGAGGAUAGUUCAAUGCAAACAGGCCAUUAGUAAUAGAAAACUCAAAAGAGCGCAUGCUUUGCCACUGGUGGGUUGCAGUAUAGUCUUUCUGUAGGAUGGAUAGCAUAUUCAAGAGAACUUCUACGGGUUUAGUAGUGUGUCCUGUGGAGAUUACAGGACUUGUGUAAUUGUAGGACCCUCUGUCUUGACAUGGCUCGGUAUCCAGUUUCAGCAUUUUGGAAGAGAAUCCAUUUUUCACAGAUGGAUUCCCCUUCAUGAGGACAGGGUACAAAAGAUGUUUGAGAAAAACUCUCCACGUGAGGUCAUUCCUUGUGCAUGCUGUCCUUUUUCCUCCAUUGCAGAUGAAGGAAACUAAUUUUGUAUCUACUUUCUUUGACUUUUCUGUAAUCUCUGAUAUUUUUUAAAUUGCAUGAUUUUAUUAACCUUAUAUUUAGGGGAAAAUUAUUACUUUUUUAGAUACUUUUGUAGAUUUUGAAUCAAAACUCAGUCCUAAUGACUUUAAAUUUUUUUGUAUUUGUAAAUUAAGUUCAUUAUGAUGGACUUAAUUAGUUCAAAGUUGAUUUUUAGAAAUUAUUAGGUAGCAUAAUGUCUUCCCAUCUCCAGGAGGCUUUCUGAUGGACUGAGUCUGUAGUAAUUUGUGUUUGAAUAGUAUGAUUUCUGCAAGCUUAUUAGAGUGCCUUGUGGAAUUUUUUUCUUAGUUUCAUUCUUAAGGUUUAUAAGCUGGGGGCCAAAUGAAAGUAAGGACGGUCCUCGAGUGGAGGCCGAGGCUGUGACAUAGCCAAUGUUACAAAGUCUGUUAGGAAGAGCAGAAAACCGGGUGUCCGGAUCUGGACUCAUGGUUUGUCUUCUUCUCAAAGGAACUGUUCUUCUUUUGAGGCAGCCUUUUGGUAUUUGGGGAAAUAAUAGGAUCUUAGAUUUUUCAAAUUGCCAUUAAGUUGUAGAAAUUAAAAUUUUUCUUUGAACACAUUGCUGUGUAACUCAGCAGUGAGGUUUGACAUACUGGCUGAGCAGCCUUCUUACCCCUUCUGUUAAAAGCAUAAAUGAAUAGGUGGUGUCUUAAGUGGAUUUUCCCCCCUUUAUUUAAUGUUGAUUCCUAAUAGUUUGGGGUUUCAGCAUCCCCCUGCCUUCUCUCUGCUGUUGUCUUAGUAUGAUACAUAAAAUACAUCAUCUUGUGUCUUAUUUGUGUGUAUAUAGCAGUAGGUCAAGUUUAGAGUACUAAUGUUUGUAAAUAAGGAAUGGUUAUUAGCAUAUCCAUUAAGAUUGUUUAUUCUUGCCAGUGUAAACAUCACUUUAUUAGACUGAAGUCCCUGAAGCUUGCCCUUCUUAUUGCUUCCCAGUAAUAGAUAAUGUGCUUGAAUGAGUAUGUGAAUUCCUGAUUGCCGCUUCAUUUCAGGGGACCAUUCUUCAGUCUUUAUUUCAUUAGAAUGAUCAUGGAAUGAUACGUAGUCUCGUUAAGCUAGCAAAAUAGUCAUACUUUACACUAAAUGGGUCUUAAAUGAUGACAUUGAUAGCUAGACGUUAACAUGUAUAUAUUUUCUUAUUGGCUCGAGCUAAGGUUGAGAACUGGCUAAGAGUGAUUGACUGAAAUAGUUAGCUAAGAGUCAGGAUGAAGUGAGGACACUGGUACUCCAAGGUGGAGACAAAUACUGUCUCAUCUGGUAGCCCCAGUUCUUAGAUUUUGUCCUCUCAGGCAGUCUUCGUCUCAAGAUCUGAUGAGAAGAGCUUGUUGCCCUGGCCUACAGAGUGGUUAUGGGUUCCUUUGUGGGACGUCUCAUUUCCCUGUUGAAGAAUAUUUUGUCCUACCCUGAGAUAGUAAGUGGCUUUUGAAACAGCAGAGCCAAUCUCGUCCCUAGCCUUUCUUUCCUAGUGAAGUUAUCACUCUUAUCUUCUGGUUAGAGAAGCAUCGAGCAGUAGCAGUGCUGCUGUGUCCUUUGGCCUCAGUCCAGCAGAUCUGAUCUCCCAAGGCUUCUUUUUCACUUGGCUCAAAGGCGCCAUUGUCUUUCUGCAGAGAGAGGCUGGCCUGGGUCACAAAGCCCAAACACUAGCAGUGGCACGCAAAGUAGUUAACAGGGGCCUGUUGCUUCGUGAAAUUUCACAUUUUAAGAAUUGAGGAGGAGGGUUGCUACUCAAUUCUCUAACUUGAAGCUGAGUAGGGGCUUGAAAGUCUUGUCCAGGGUGGUUAGGAUCUUUAAGUUUCUACAUUUCUCAGUCCAUUGUUAUCGUCUCUAUAUUGGGUUUUGUGGAUCCUCUCUCUUUAGAGAGCACGUAAUACAGGUUACUUUCGUUCUUCACCACCCUGUAGACCUGCUGUAUUAUUAGCUAUUAAAAACUUAGACCCAUUAAUGUUCCCCUUUGGCAGUACUUUGCUUACGCUGUACUCCCCUGUGUCAUUUUCAUUUGAGGUGUGAUGGCUGAAAAUGACCACAUGGGUAUCUAGCAGUGACACCUCCACAUUUCCGAGUUUGGGUUGAGAGAUGUGUAAAGGCCAUUGCUGUUAAAUUAUGUGACUGCAGAGACUUGCCAGGACAAGAUUUUCUGAAGUCGGAAAAACUACUAGAGGAGAUGCUGAAAAGUACCUGGGUGUAGCAGACCUAGGCUUCAGUAUUCAUAAGAUUUCUCAUUAGUGGGGUGUUAAGUCGCUUGUCCUUUUAAUGUUGACGUUAGCCUGAGCAGGCGCGGCGAUAGGACUUACUCCUGUUUGUGUGUUGGGGUCCACCUACAUUCAGAGAGACUGGUUUCCCCUUGGUUUGUCUCCCCUCACAUUGCUUUAAUUAUUCACUUUUUCUUUGUUGGAACACUUAACAUAUUCCUAUUUUGAUCUUUUGUCAGCUUAAUUCACUUUCAGGCUUAUUGCCAUGGUGUGCAAAAGUGGUGCUUUGCCCCAGAUUUGAAGGCCUGGAUCCAGAGAAUGAUUCACUAAAUAGUAGUUGUGUUUAAAUAUACUAAAAUAUCUAUUAGCUUAAACUGUUGAUGCUCCAGAGUUUUAUUUUCAGACUUUGUGUUCACUAAUAACAAAAGCCCUAAUAAUUCAUCAAAAUUUUAUUCUCAAAGCUCAUUUUUCAAAAAUUAGGCAGAAAUAGUUAAAAUGUACACCAGUCCCUUGGAAAUGAUGGUAUCGCAAUGUAGAGAGGAAUGGAGUUUGUUUUGAUGCCAAAAAACCUUGUUGCAGCAAUUAAAGGUAAAAAGUUGGAACUAGUCAGCAUAUAGAGAAACUCUUUUGUACUAGUUAGGUGUGAAGCUGGAUUAUGUAAGAAGUAAUCUUUUGAUCACUACACUUGGUUUUCUUGGAUGACUUAACUCAGGGCUACAAACCCCCUUUUCCUUCAUUAAGCUAACUUCUCUUAAUUUGGUAUGUUUAUUUUGGUCAAACUCUCACCUCUGAUGGAAGAGUAGAUAUUCAGUUACUUUGACUGCAGAACAGAAUUUAGCUAAGGUUCAAAAUAAUUGAUAGGCUUUGCCAGUGCUGAGUCUCACACCAUUAUUCACGUUGUCGUAUAAAUGUUUUUAUUUAAACUUCUCUCUCCAGUGCUGGGAAUAAGGGUUUAAACUACUGAUUCGCCUUUAAAGGAAUGUUGUGUGAAUUGAUAUAAUUUAUGUUUGUUUCCAUCUCAAAUCCUUUAUAAAAGAUAGGGUUUAGCUUUUUGUUUCGGGUUAAGCACCCCAUUUAUCUGGUAACUAAUGGCCUUAACCAUUGGCAUGUAGUCUUUUGUUCAGAAAUAAACACAAAGGUUUGAUGUAUCUGCAUCAUUUCUCAUCUCAUGCACUUUACUUUUUGGAGGGAGGACCAUAUCUGAGACUUGACUUAAACCAGUAACCUUAAUUUAUGUAAUGACUUGAGGUUCGAUUUGGUUAUCUGGAUUUAUAGUGUGUUUGGGGAGAGGGAUGCUAGAAUAAAUAAGACAAAGCACAGUGGUCUCAGAUUCUUGUUAGUGUAGGCGCAGUGCCCUGUUCUCCUCAGAGAAGCCCUGGGUUGUGAUUGUUGCCGUGAUGAUGGAACCACCCCCCCUCGAAAGACAGCUUACAGAGAGUGAACUCUUAUCAUUGAGGGAAGUACAUUUUUUAGUGAUUUCGGCAACAGCACAGUUUGAGAGUAGGUACCCACAUCUUUAUUGGAGACUUGUUUUGACCCUGAUAAAUUCACCUUGUCCCCUAGUGCUGCUGGAUAAAGGAGUGUUUACUUUUUUUUAUUGCCUCUGGACAAACUUGUCUGGAUAAUUUUUCAGUAUAUCAAUGUCGCCUAUACCUCUAUAAGUGGAAUAUUCACUAAUAACUCACUUUUUUGUUUUAGUAGUAAGAAACUGAAAUUAAGCUCAUUGCUAUCUAGAGUAUUGAAAUCCCAAAUUGGCACAGGCCAUUCUGUAGGGUAUUCCUUAAUGUAAUCAGCUUCUGAAAUUUAUGUUUUGAUUAGUGCCUUCUGGUUGCUGAUAUUUAAUCUGCUAGUUCACACCUUUCCCUUUCUUGAUACAUAACUCUUAUACAAUUCCUCUUUUUAAAUUUUGCUAUGACUAGUGAAGAAAAUACAUUUAUACUAACAUAUUUUACGUGCAGCCUUUAUUUAGGUUCAAAGAACCAGGUAGGUCUAGCUUGUGUUGCAGCUUAAAUGUUAUUUAUUCAUCUGUGUUUGUUUCCUUUAUAUCCUUAAUUAAAGAUUCAAGGUUACUUAUUCUGUGAAUAUGUCUUAACUUUUAUCAUUUUCCAGUGUAGGUUGGGUAGGCAUAUCUGAGAACAUACAUGUGACAAGAGUUUCACAUUCCAUGAUAAGAAAAAAGCUUAAAGUAAAUUUUACAGAAAGCACAAAACCAUGUUCCCUCAUGUGUGUAACUCCACAUGUGGAAAGCACAAGACUAACAGUAUUCUCAGUAUCCCACAAGUGCCCGGCAUAAAAAGCCCGCCAUGGGUCAUCUCCGGAGUUGUCAGGACGAGCCCCACAGUGUUGCAAGCCCCGGACAGUGAGAGGUGCCUGAGUCGGGGGUCCUCAGUCAUAAGAGAGUCAGUGUUCUAGUCUGAGGACCUGUGUGCUGCUUUGGUGGAGGAGACGGUACUACUGUCAAGACUGCUGCAGUUGUGCUGGGGGGUCACCAGCUCAGACGGGCACUGUGGGCUCCUCCCUACAAUCAAACUGGAGAAACAGGAACAGACUUCUAGGUUUCUGGUGGGUGGAACAUUUUGACAAACUUCGGCUUUAAGCUGUAGAGCCUUUGGGUUAUUUUUUUUAAUCAUAGAUCUAUAGGAAAUUUUACCCCCCCGUCAAUAGCACCCUGAGAGCAUGGAGAAGUCUCACAUUUUAAUAGGGCAAAUACUAAUCUUUAAUCUUCGUGUAAGUUUAAUAAGCUUAAGUUAUUUUUUCAUAUGCCUGGCUACCCUUCAUUUUAAUAGAGCAGAAUUCGAUCCAGGUGUCAUAAGCAUCAAACAAAGUGAGACAUCUGCCAAAUGGAACUACUUUUUGCUUUUCACAUUGGUUGUAAGAGUCUAAAGGAUUCUUUUGCCUGUUUCGUUACAAGACUAGAUUAGAUGAAAUCUAUGAAUAUGCCUGCAAAAGAAGAAAAAAAUGUGUUUUUUUGCACUCAGCAUUGCCCUUAUUUUACUCCUCAACUUUCUUCAUCUGAAUAGUCCCUGUUUAUCAGCAAUGAAUAAAUACAUCUCUCUCUUGGAUCUUGCCCAUAUGUCAAAAGAUAGGAAAACUCAGAAUGGAGAGAAGUGACUACCUUUUUCCCACUCUCUGUUUCAUAUGUUUAUCUUAGGGAUAGUCAGUUUUAAUAAUAACAUGGAAUGAAGAUUCGAGCUGGUGUAGACUGAUGGUGUAGACUGAUGGAACAUGGUUUAGAAGAAUGAACCUGGGCACUUUGAGGGAGAGAGUAUGGCCUACAGCAGAAAGCCAGCAAGUGUGUCCCUACAGCAGUUUCUGAGAGUGUAGCACCUCAGGCUUUGGUGGAGUUGAGGAGAGGAGUGAGAAAUACAGGGGAAAGGAGAAGUUUGAGGAACAUCUUUGGCUUAGCCAUGCGUGAUAAGGCAAAGCAGUAAUAACCUGUUAGUCCUAUAUACUAUAUAGAAUGUGCUCUGUACCUUUAAAUUUUGUUUUUAAGUCUAAUUAGUUUUUAAGAACUUAAAGGAUGCUUUUGAAGAUUCCUUUGGCAGAAUAUCUUUCAUUUCUAAUUUCCAUGAAAAAUUGCUUUAAUUAGUCUAGGUGAACGUGGUUGUAGCAGUGUAAAUAUGUACAAUUAGAACUUUCUAAUUUCACUGUGAGAUCUCUUUUGAGUGGCAAACAGAUCAACUAGUCUUUUUUGCUCAUGAACUUUUCUGUGGGGUUGUUAAAAUGCAAAAGCUUUAUUACUUUCUUUUUAAAUAAUGACCUAUUACAUUCGUGUCAGAUGAUGGUAUGGAAUCUGUUGCCCUGCUCCCCCACCACUGUCGCUUCAGUUGAUGGGUUGCCGACAGUUCAGAGAUGAAGUGAGGAUGCACCCUUUGUUUGCUUGGACAUCCCGUCUUUGUUGCCUGGACCUGUGUUGGCGAUCACACAUGAGCUAUGUUAUGUUUCUCAGUGCUGCUGCUGCUGCUGCUCCUUUUUUUUUGAUAAGGUGGAUAUCAAAAAUAGUUGCUGUGCAAAAGUUAGUAGUCUUCUUCAAGAAGAAAACCAAUUCCUUUUAUAAUAUCCUGUGAAAUUGCUUCAUUCAUUCCUUUAUUUUUAAGCCAAAUGUCAGCAGAGUACUGCUGCCUUCUAUCUAGUAAUUUUGAUAUGUAAGUAUUAACGCAUUUUUAACAGAUGUCUACAUUGAAAAAUGUUUUUCCCAGCGUCCUGCCUCUUAAAGCUUUGUUCACAUGUUCUGUGAGAGCCCAGUCUGUGCACUGGGGUGUGUGUUGUAUACAUGGAUUGUUUUGUCACUUACGCAUUGUAGACCAAAUGUGAUCUUAAAUGAAGUUGUUGAGUUAUUGGUGAGUUUUUUGACUUGUAAACUGAUUUCCAGUGUACGCUUCAUUGUCUGCAGUGUGUUUUUUUUUUUUUAAGGUUUGACUUAUCAAGUCCAUCUCAUUGUACAAUGUUUUAGUUGCGAACAGAAAGUAGAAUUUGGUAUAAACCAGGUAACUUCCAUAUUGAAAGGCAUACAAUUGAAAUUGUAGAUUUAGGAUUGUUAACCAUACAUGACAAUUCUAACUUGACUAUUCUAACCUAUUGUAUACAAUCUGAUUUUUUAAAUUGUAGACGUGUAUGAUCUUGGUUUAAUGUGUUUUUAAAAGUGUUAUUGUUUUAAAAAGAAAAAAAAUUAAGCAAAUCUGCUAAAGAGCUGUCAGUUUUCAUUACUGACUCUGUAAAAUACACUGUUCUUUGUGUACUGUGUGUUAUUUUGCCAGCUGCUGCAUUAGCCUUUAAAAGUAUUUGGAAACUUAAGAUGAACUACAUUUCUUGCAAAGUAUAUUCCUUUCUGUGGUAUUUUGUCCUGUAACUGAAGUAUAGUAAUUAUUUUAUGGAAACGUUAGCACUUCUGUACCGACUUUGAAUAAAAUGAAAAAUUUACA